UUUUUUUAUCCUCUUUCUUUUUUUUUUUCUUUUUUUUUAUUUUUUGAAAACUUCAUGGCCUAAUCAACCUAUCUUAUUUAUAUAGACACAUUAUGAAAAAGAUAGUUCCAAAACAUGGAUCAGUCUUUACUAUUACGUUGGAUGAAUAUAAAUAUUACUUUCGUGGAGAUUGUAUAAAAGGUCGGAUUGUCCUCAUACCAACAAGGUCAUACAAAGUCUCUGGGAUCAAAUUGGAUUUCUUUGGUCGUAUUCGAACUUAUAUUAGUUCCAAGAAACAAGAUGAUCAUUAUUAUUUUAAGGAAACAAUGCUAUUAGAUGUUUGUCCUGGUACUGUGAAAGAAGGUCAAACUUAUACAUACUCCUUUCAAGUCAAUUUACCGGUGGAUUCGACUUUACCAAGUUGUACUGAAAGCGAUACAAAUAUUGGAGGGAUUAUUGAAUACAUUAUUACAGCAACAAUAGAACGUCCUUCUCGCGAUUGGUCACCCAUCACAACAUCUAUUCAUAUUCCUGUCCUAGAAAGACUUGAUAUCAGCAAAUCUGAUUUAAUAGAACCUAUUUGGAAUCGAGUCUCUUGGCAUGCAGAAAAUUCUGAAGAUAUGAUAGAUCAAGAUGACUAUCAUGGAUAUGAUCAAACAACUGUUUCCGCCUCCAUACCACACAAAGGAUAUACCAGAGACCAAGUCAUUCCUAUUACUGUGGAUAUUCAACACUUUCAACCUUAUCAACGUGCUAAUGGACUCACAGUGUCAUUGAUUCGAUGUACUCGUAUUUUAUGCAAAGAAAAGGCAUAUCUAUUAUCUUCGACCGUGGUUACUUCAACAAAACUAGAUAUCGAUAUUCAACGUACAAGUGGCCAAACUAUUACAACAUCUUUAUUGAUACCCAAAUAUAUUUCACCUACCAUCACUCUCAACGCAAGGCUUAUGCAAGUGGAUUACCGUAUUGAAGUUCGGGCAGAGAUGGAUGGAGAAGAUACCAUCAAUGAUCUUAGUACUUAUCUUAUGGAUAAACGACGGACUUGUACCAACCUAGCAUCUAUGCGUGUUGAACUUCCUAUUGUGAUUGGCACGUUACCCAUGAAGUUAUCUACCUUACCUCCUGAUAUAUUGGAUCCAAAGUUUGUGAAAGGCGUUAAGCAUAUUGGACAAGAAAAUCAAUCAAUGCAACAACAACAACAGCAACAGCAACAACCAAAACAACAACCAUCUGUACUAUCUUCGUUGGCAUCCAUGGAUUUAUUAUUUUCACUUCCAUCCAAUGUCCUCGAAAUAUCAUCUACAAGUUUCCGUUGGGAUAUUUCUUCUUCUUUCAAACGUGCUUCCAAUAUAAUCUCUCAGAAGAGUCAUCCAUACCAAGAGCCCAACUCGAUACCCGCCUACCAACAGCAGCACUCACACCAAUCAAAAGUAUCCAGUUUAUUAUCCGUCAAUGAAAAACAACAAUAUUCCACUUCUGAAACGUCAAAAUCAUCACAUUCUAUAUCUUCGUCCUCAGCAAAUGUGACCCAAACAACUUCGCCUUCUUUUUAUUUACCGCUUUCGCUGGGUGAACCAUUCGAUCAUUCUAUAGGACUUGAUGAUACUGUGAGCUGGUUUGAUCAAAUGACCAACAAAAUGUCAUUAUCAUCAUCAUCAACAACAAUAACAACACCAUCAUUGUCUGUACCAUUAUCACCAACACUACAAACGUCAUUCUCACCAUCAACACCAACACCAUCACCCAUGACUUCAACCAACGAUGAUGAAAAAAAUGAAACAUCCCUACUUACAGAAACGCCGUUACCUUCAACUUUCGAUAAUCUUAUGCCAAGAUAUUCUAAUGAAACAUUAUUAUCAGAAAGACCAACGGCAUCAACAAAUCUAUCAAUAGCAAGUGAUAUUACAGUGAAGAACGUCACAUUUGAUAAAGAUGAAACAAAAACAACAACGACUGAUCAAGAUGAAAUAGACCAAUCACGACAAGCGGAAGGAUCUAUAAAAGAUAUCAGCAAUCAUCAAGAGUCAGUUGAUACGAAACCAACAAAUAAUAAUAAUAAUAAUAAUAAUAAUAAUAACGACGACAACGAAGAGAAGAAAGGUUAUUCUCCAAUAUCAGGUAGUUAUCGCCUUUUGACGACGUUUAGUAAUUAUCGACAACCAUUAGUGGAAGAAGAGGAUGAUCAACAACAAUAUGCAGGUAAAAGUGACGGAAAAGGAAGUGUAGAUGGAAUGACAUCGGUAUACAAGCCGGAAAGUACAAUUGAAGCUUUGGACGUCAGUGCAGCACAUAUUGGAUCUAAACAACGAAAUAAUCAACAUUACCAAGACAAUGGGCCAUUGGAACAAGAUAUUUAUGACAAACCUCACGAAAUGUCUGAUAUAGAAGAUUCUGAUUCUGAUGAAAAUGAUUUUUUAUCAUUAUUGGCUCGAAGAGGAAAACAAGAAGAAUCUGGUUAUUGGCAAUAAUGAUGACGAUGUAGUAUAGUUUUUUUUUUUAACAUAUAUUUAUUUAUUUAUUUUAUACCUUGUACUUAUUUUUUUUUGUCCUACUUUUACUAAUAAAUAAUAUGAUAAUUCUCCCCACCUUUUUUUUCCAAAAACAAAACUUUUCCCUUUGUAAAAUUAUAUUGGUUUGAGCGUCUAUUCUCUGUGUAACACCAACUGUUGUCAGGUGCGUCUGAAAUCAUGUUUGAUGAUGUU
Messenger RNA from Halteromyces radiatus, 2681 nucleotides. RefSeq lists its product as uncharacterized. The coding region runs from base 93 to 2447 and encodes 784 amino acids. Gene Ontology annotation, biological process: ubiquitin-dependent endocytosis. Gene Ontology annotation, cellular component: plasma membrane; cytoplasm; cytosol. The record is from RefSeq and is a predicted model, not a curated record. NCBI's taxonomy places the organism in Eukaryota, Fungi, Mucoromycota, Mucoromycetes, Mucorales, Cunninghamellaceae. The transcript has 4 exons. Gene Ontology annotation, molecular function: ubiquitin protein ligase binding; protein-macromolecule adaptor activity.